UUUUUCGAAUUGGUUGUCACGGACGCGGUAACAGGUUCGAAGUUUUCACAAAUAAAGAGUGUUUUCUCCUCAAUUCAAAAUUGAUGUCAAACAACGAAAACAUAUCUCGAAUAGAUCUAGAAAACUUUGAAGAUCCCCAGUUUACAGACUCUAAGUAUGUCCUAACCAGUCCGAGAUCACUAGAAGCUUGUUCACGUUUAAAGAUACUCCCUGUGGAUCUUUUGCACAAAAGCAGAGCUGAGUUCCUUGAACGUUUUAAAAAACUUCCACCAAGCAAAAUUGAGGAAUUGUACAUAAGAAGUGAAGAAAAGAGAAGAGAUAAGCUUGUGAAGGCUAGAAUAGAAAGGUGGAAGUUAGUACAUGCUGACUGUCCAAAUGAUCGUGGCGAAACUCAUAUUAUGGGUGAUGAAAAUGGAAUUUCACACAGUGGAAGAAAUUCAACUUCUCAUUCAUCUCCUAGAACUUUUCAAAAUUUGGUCAACCUUGAACCAAGUUUAUCUAAAAAGUAUUCAUAUCUAAUUGAGAAACUACAACCUACGGAAAUUAAACAAAUCGAAUUAAUGCGAAGAAAAUAUCAGCAGAAUAAAAUUGAUUGCCUAUCAUCAAGUGGCUCAUUAUCAAGAAGUCUACAAAACUUGGUUCUUGUUGGUCAGGCAUCUAGACCACAAUCGGCUAUUUGCCGAAAAUCUCAACAUGAUAAAAUGAGCUCCAAUUAUUUGAAAAGUACGGAGCAGCGUUUAACACGUAGGGCAUCACAUUCGUCACUUGAUAAAGAAAGACAGUUUUGGAAACGGAAACAAACUCAAGAACGAAUGCAAAAUGAUGAAAGAGAACGUGCACAAAAAUGUUAUGAAGAGAAGCUAAACAAAGUUGAAAAACACAGAAAUCAAAUUUUGAAAGAAAAAGAAAGAAAUAUGAUUACGGCCCAUUAUGAACGUGCAAGAAAAGUUCGUCAAGUUCUAGAAAGAAGAAAACAAUUAAGGAAAAUGAUUGAAGAAUAUAGAAAAGAACUGUACGAAGCUCGAGAACAAUCUAUACAAAGAGCUAUGGAACAUGUAUCCUGUAGAUUAUCAGAAGAACAGAAAAGAUUAGCUUCAGAACGAAGACAAAAACAAAUGCAAGUUGAAGAAAAUACAAAAGAAAUACAACGCAGAGAACAAGAAGUACGAAAGGCAGCUGAAUUAGCUUUACGACAGAAAGAUGAACACAUACGUCGACUAACUGAAGAAAAAGAAGCUAGGAUUCAGCAAUCAAGAAAUUUGGCGUUAGCAGCUGAAUGUCUACGUGAAGAAAUGUUACGUGUUUAUAAUCUGGAUAGUUUUGAUAAAAAAGUUCAAAAAGUCACAUUGAUCAAUGAAAUGGGAUUAAAUGGAAAACAAUAAUGAUAUCAUUGUUUUUUUUUCUGAUUGAUAACACACAAACAUAUUACGUAUUUCAAUUUUACAAUAGGAUUAAUGUACAACAAUUUUACUUUUAUUUAAUAUACCUACCUAUGUGUAUACAACUGUCUAUACGUAAACUUAUACACUGUGUUCAAAUGUUCUGUUUUUUUCUUCAAUGUAUUUACACUGUUUUCAUUUUCAGUUUGUCACAAUCCUGGUGAUAUCAGCAAAUAUUCGUAAAUGUUGAUUGCAACAAUAAUUCUGAGAAACACUAUUAACCUAAUAAUAAUUUUAUCUAUUUCAAUAAACUUAAUACUUCUGUUUUAUCAAUACAAUAGUUUUUUCUUAUUA
This is a messenger RNA of Schistosoma curassoni, 1733 nucleotides long. Lineage: Eukaryota; Metazoa; Platyhelminthes; Trematoda; Strigeidida; Schistosomatidae. The record is from the annotation of a GenBank genome assembly.